Ictalurus punctatus (channel catfish) is the source of this 4771-nucleotide messenger RNA. RefSeq names its product ubiquitin carboxyl-terminal hydrolase 22. Gene Ontology annotation, molecular function: zinc ion binding; cysteine-type deubiquitinase activity. The transcript is spliced from 13 exons. Gene Ontology annotation, biological process: protein deubiquitination. NCBI's taxonomy places the organism in Eukaryota, Metazoa, Chordata, Actinopteri, Siluriformes, Ictaluridae. Bases 356 to 1879 code for a protein of 507 amino acids. The record is from RefSeq and is a predicted model, not a curated record.
CUGCAGAGCUCAUGGUGUACUCUUGAAAUCCGUGUUGCUGUUGCCGACCAUAAAAAUCUGUUGAGUGCAAGUGGAAGUGCUGGAAGUAGCAAAUGUUAAACGCUAGCUAACGCGAUACAGCCAGAAACAGCAGUCUACAGCCCAGAUGUAACAAAGGUCAAGAUAACGAGAAGCACUUUUAGUUAGUAGAUGCCCGCUUUUCGUCCUGGACCUUUCCGUAACAUUAGUGUAUCCGUUUUCAUUCGGAAACCGUGCUGGACAGUUAGCUUGCUAGUGUUCAGAGCUAGUUCACGUUAUUUCUCCUCGGACACGUUUCCUCCCUUUAAAACCCCCAAAGCUGAAUGUGCUUUCUGUCAUGUGUCCGGCCGGGUGCUCCCAUGUGAACGGUUUCAAAGUGGACAAUUGGAAGCAAAACCUGCGAGUCAUAUAUCAGUGCUUUGUGUGGACCGGCACCGCAGAAACCAGGAGACGUAAGGCAAAGUCGUGUAUCUGUCACAUGUGUGGUGCACACCUGAACAGGCUGCAUUCGUGCUUAUACUGUGUCUUCUUCGGCUGCUUUUCCAAGAAACACAUCCACGAACACGCCAAAAACAAACGGCAUAACCUAGCUAUCGACUUGUUAUAUGGUGGAAUAUACUGCUUCGUUUGUCAAGACUACAUAUACGACAAAGACAUGGAGCAGAUCGCCAAAGAAGAACAGAGGAAGGCCUGGAAACUUCAAGGUAUAGGGGAAAAGUAUUCAACGUGGGAGCCCACCAAGCGGGAGCUGGAGCUGCUACGUCAUAAUCCAAAGCGCAGGAAAAUUACUUCCAACUGCACCAUAGGUUUACGUGGCUUGAUCAACUUGGGCAACACAUGCUUCAUGAACUGCAUCGUGCAGGCACUCACACACACGCCGCUACUGCGUGACUUCUUCCUGUCAGAUCGGCAUAAGUGCGAGAUGCAGGCCAAUUCUUGCCUGGUGUGCGAGAUGUCUCAGCUCUUUCAAGAGUUCUAUUCGGGCCACCGGUCUCCCCACAUCCCAUUCCGGCUGCUGCACCUGGUGUGGACACAUGCACGUCACCUGGCCGGCUAUGAGCAGCAGGAUGCACAUGAAUUCCUCAUAGCUGCCCUGGAUGUGCUGCACCGCCACUGCAAAGAUGAUGACAACGGGAAGAAAGCCAACAAUCCAAAUCACUGUAACUGCAUCAUUGACCAAAUUUUCACUGGUGGAUUACAGUCAGAUGUGACCUGUCAAGUUUGCCAUGGUGUUUCCACUACGAUAGACCCAUUCUGGGACAUUAGUCUGGACCUGCCUGGCUCGUCCACGCCAUUCUGGCCUCUGAGUCCGGGAGGCGACAGUGCCGUGGUCAAUGGAGAGGGUCACAUGACCGGCUCCACCACACUCACAGACUGCCUGCGUCGAUUCACUCGGCCUGAGCAUCUAGGUAGCAGUGCCAAAAUUAAGUGCGGAGGUUGUCAUAGCUAUCAGGAGUCCACCAAACAGUUGACAAUGAAGAAGCUUCCUAUAGUCGCAUGUUUUCAUCUGAAGCGCUUUGAGCAUUCAGCGAAGUUGCGCAGAAAGAUCACUACCUAUGUAUCGUUCCCCUUAGAACUGGACAUGACACCUUUCAUGGCCUCCAGUAAAGAGAGCAGAGUAAAUGGCCAGUACCAGCAAUCAGUAGAUGUAUUAAACAACGACAAUAAAUACUCCCUGUUUGCUGUAGUGAAUCACCAGGGCACAUUAGAAAGUGGUCACUACACCAGUUUCAUCCGCCAGCACAAGGACCAAUGGUUUAAAUGUGACGAUGCCAUCAUCACCAAGGCCAGCAUUAAGGACGUGCUGGACAGUGAAGGGUAUUUGUUAUUCUACCAUAAGCAGUUCCUUGAAUACGAGUAGCUUUAACACAUCAAUCUGCUGACUGUGGAGUGCUUCGUUCAUCCAGUGAAAGCGGCUGAGAGGGAGAUCACACCUGCAGCAGAGGACACAAUUAACACAAGCCUACCUGAAACUGUGACUACCCACCGCUUCCUUCCCACUUAGGGGCCAAAGCAAAAGAGACAAAAAAACAAAAUCAUGCAACACAUUCAAACCAGCACUGAGCUAACCAUUACUUGAUGUGAGAAAAGCGGAGGAGAGGAAGAAGUGCACGACUGCUUUCCGCCUCUCCUGCCACUUUCUCCACUGCUGAAAAAAGAAGAGGGUGAAAUGAACAGAUCUGUGAAAACAGGAGUAGAGGGCACAUCUCAACUAGUUUUUGUUAUUUUUGUAGAGGGUUUUUUUUUCUGUUUUGUUAUUCUGUCUUUUCCUCUCCAUGGUGCUCUCACUCAAACUGACCAAGCGUUAGAAGCCUGCUGGGCUGAGUCAGUGUCUAUUUUGCAUAUGCAUAUGAACUCAAUGCAACAAAAUGUUUUUUUUUGUUUGUUUGUUUUUUAUUUAAAUAAUGGACUAGCACAUAAAAAGGUUUGUUUGUUUGUUUGUUUGUUUGUUUGUUUUAAAGAACUUAUUAUAAACAUUGUUUGUGAUAUUGGUAAUGAAAUGCUGUAUGCCUUCAGUAUCUAGUCUCCAUUUUUUCAACAGUCGACUUGGCUGAAGCAGUAAAGUAUGUAGGUCUGGGACAGUACUGCCAUGGAAGCUGAGCGCCUAGGCAAGUCUGUGUUAUUUCUGUUUUCUGUUUAUUUUUAUAUUCUUGAGUUUACUCAAUCCAUGUUCACCUUUUUGAUUUUAAAAUUCUCUUCAACAGAGUUUUGUUGGAGUUGUUUUCAGUUGUUUCCUUCCCUCAAAUUUAUAAUUUGUAUCUCUGUUGUGUUGUGAACAGUUUUGGUAAGGUAUUAUAAAGCUGAUGCUGGCUCUCUGCUGAAGAGGAGCAGCAGACCUGGCCAUUUUUCAAGGCAAUAUUUGGCAAGACCACUCGUACAGUGUUAUUUUACUGUUGUGAUCUGUGUGCCUCUGUGAUUUUGAUCAUCCCUCAAGAGCCAAGCCUGUAGGCCUAUGCAAGGCAGGUGUUUAAAGGAAGAGUUCACCACUUUAAAAAAAAAAAAAAAAAAAAAAAAAAAAAAAAAAAAAAAAAACCACAAAGGAAAGAAAGAAAUCGACAAGCAUCUUCUUGCCUCAGCUUUAUCUGUGAUUGGUAGAGAGGCCAUUUUCAUCACUGAACUGUUUGGUCAAAGCAUGCUUUUAGAGACCCUACUCUCUCACCCAGCAUUUAAAGAAAACUGUAUGUGACAAGCGAUUACUAAAGGUUGUUUUGUAUCAUUAGCACAGCAUGACAUAAAGCAAAACAUCUCUGCCAUGCACAAGUGGCGAGUCAAAACAGUCACAUGAGUGGCAAGUAGUCAAAAAUGAAGUAUGAAAUUGCACAUGCAUCAGGUUUCAAAUGUUCCAUUAGCUAUAUUAAUGUUACUAUUCUCACAAACACAAUAAAACAGUAAAAUACAACAAUUUCAUUCUUAUCCUCCUCCAUAUUCCCCAUGAUGCUGUGCUUUCACCGCAUGCAAUAUGAAGUAACUAUUGAACAGUUUAAAUCAAUUCUAUUAUGUUCUAAAUGGCCUCUGUGUUGCGGUAGUGUGGUAAACACACAAAACAAGAACUCUUCCAGGAACCAUUGACCUGGGCUAAGAAUUGGGUCACAGGUUUUGUCCCAACACGAUUACUUUGACAUCUGGUGACUUACCUAUAGAUGGUAUAAAAUGUGGUUUAAUUUUGAGCUUGCCAUGUAGGUGGUUACUGUAAGAAUUUUUAAUAGAAGCUACAUUACUGACUCUCCCUGUUGACCUAAAGGUUUCUCUGCCUCUGUCUCAGGCCACAUACAUCCAUAGUAGUAUGGAUAGUAAGGUAUUUGAAAUGUUCCUAAUUUUAUUUUUCCACACUACAGCAUGCAUAAACCUAUGCACUUAAAAGCAUGACAUAGCACAUGAUAACAUAGUGUGUAUUAAUCAGUUAUGGUUUAUUUUUUCCCCCGAACUGAGUUCCAACACACAACCUCUCCUGUUCUAGGGCACCUGAUAGAUAGUGGGUAAAGUUGGGCUCAAAAAUUUUAAAACCAGUUUAUAGAACACUUUUUCAUAUUUUACUAUUUGUCUUCCUCACACAACAACUUCAGGCAAAGCUCAGAGAAGAAACACUCUCUGUAGCACUCCAGACAAACCUGCAAACCAGGGGGAAAAUUAUGUGGCCCUCCAAUAAAUCAGGACAAGGAGGUAUCUUUGGCUGUGUGUUAUUCAUAUUUGGAAUGCUACACCUUCUUACAUUAGUCAUUAGGUGUUUUAAGGAAGGAUUCUGAGGGAACACUGAAGGAUGGGACUAAAUUUGUUUAGAUUUAAUUUCAAAGCUUUUCAAGGUACAAAAAUUCUAUUUUUAAUAAUCCCAAGCAGACCACUCUCAAGAAAGUGUUAUUAUGCAAAUGGUUCAUACUAACCAACUCUAGAGCAGGAGGUGUGAAUUGUUGGAAUGCACAAGGGGCCGCCUCUGACAGUAUUCUCUAUGGCAUCGUGCCUUGUGCACAGUGGUGCCUAUGCACACAAACUCAGUGCUGCUCUUUUAAAUCCGUAUGCUGUUUCCAUGUGGAGCUAAAGACAAAAUAACACACCAGUAUAUUUGUGUCUGUCUGAUGUUCUUAACAUCACUUUUCACCAAAAGAAAUCCUCAAGGUAAACCUUACAUCAAGGUUGCACAGCUUAUGGCAAGUCAGCAGUUGCAAGUGGCACGUGGUAAUGCCACAUCAAAGACCUCAAAAUAUAACUGGUGUGCUUAUGUUAAAAAAUAAAACAAACAAAUAAAAACAUUAGAUGA